Molecule: messenger RNA, 1830 nt
Organism: Symbiodinium pilosum
Lineage: Eukaryota; Dinophyceae; Suessiales; Symbiodiniaceae
Source: the annotation of a GenBank genome assembly
AUGACAGAUGGCUGUUUGCUUCGGGAGUGCCUUGGUGAUCCGGAUCUGGCAAACUAUGAUGUCGUCAUCUUGGAUGAAGCCCACGAACGCAGCUUGCAUACCGACGUCUUGUUUGCUCUCAUGAAGCGAGCUGUGAGCAACCGCGCAGGUCAGCUCAGAAUGCUGGUGACUUCAGCAACCCUCGAUACAGGAGCUUUUUCUGAGUAUUUUAAAUGCCCGGUACUGGAAGUCCCUGGACGUAGCUUCUCAGUUGCUUUGCACUACCACCCUGUUUCUAAGACUCAGCGGGUGGAAGCCGCGGUAAACGUCGCGCUCAAUCUGCAUGUCCGCGAGGGACCUGGCCAUAUCCUAGUCUUCCUCACGGGAAUGGAAGAGUGUGAGCAAGCGGUGGGCUUGGCAAAUGCAAAGCUUCAAAGCAUGGUUGACAGCGGGAAGCAGGUCUCAGACUGCCUCAUUGUCCCUUUGUAUGGCAUGAUGCAGUCGGACGACCAGCGCAAUGUCUUUGAAGAAGUCCCAGAUGGUUGUCGCAAGCUUGUUUUUUCAACGAACAUUGCAGAGACCUCUCUCACCGUGGCAGGGGUGGGCUAUGUCGUUGACUGUGGAUACUGCAAGCAGAAGAACUUCAACCCAAAGACUGGAAUGGAAUCCCUGCAAGUGACUGAAGUUUCGCAGGUGCAAGCCAAACAGCGUGCGGGCAGAGCUGGCCGUACGCAGCAUGGCAAGUGCUUCCGGCUGUACUCGGAGGAGACCUUCGUGCGUAGCCUGCCUAAGGUCACGGUGCCUGAAAUCCUGAGAUCGAACUUGGCGUCUGUUACGUUGCAGAUGAAAGCAAUGGGCAUAGAGGACGUGGUGAGAUUCGACUUCAUGGAGCCGCCUGAUCGCGUACGUUUGGUGAAGUCUUUGAGACUCUUGUUUCUUAUUGGUGCGCUGGAUCCGGAUGGUGGCCUGACAGACCUUGGACAGAGAAUGUCUCAACUGCCCCUGGAGCCUCAAUAUGGUCGAGUCUUACUUGCGGCAGCCGAAAGUGGCUGCGUUUCUGAAGCUCUAACUCUUGUAUCCAUGUUGAGUUCUGAGGGCGUUUGGUUUCGGCCGUCCAAGCACAAUGCAGACCAAUGGGAGGAAGCACAAGCGGCUCAGGAGCGAUUCUUGCAUCAUCUUGGAGACCACCUGACCUUGGUUCGCGUCUACACAAUGUGGGAAGACGAAGGUUGCAGCCCUGAUUGGUGCAAAGCCAACUUUCUCCACUUCAGGGCCUUGCGCCAGGCCCGCGACAUCCGAGGUCAGCUGUGCGAGCAGAUGGAGAAGGUCUCUGAGGCAUCUGUUCGGGAUGCAGUUCGCGCAGUUCGGCAAAGGCACAGAGAUCCCAGAGCCCGUGACCGAGGACGAGGCGCCGCCCCAAAUGGCAACAGCAGCGAGCAGGCUCUGUUGCAGUCCCUUUGUUCUGGCUUCUUCAUGCAGACUGCCCGAAUGUGCGGAGCAGGUGGCGGAUGGUUGAUCGUAGGAGAGAAUGUCCUGGUGAAAUGCGAAGCAAGCAGUGCCAUGGAUGGUUCCUGUGCCGAGUGGGUGCUGUACACUGACUUGGUAGGCAGCACUGUGGCCAACUGCAUGAUGCGCACGGUGUCAGCUGUGGCUCACAAGUGGCUACAGCCAUUGCUGCCGAAACUCGUUGAGGUGGACCUCAAGCGACUGGUGGGAAUGGCGCAGCCUCAGCGACACGAGCAGGCAGAAGCACCGAAGGAUGCUUCCCAGAUGGCAAAGGACCGCGAAGUGAAGGUGGGAAGUGCCCGCGAGAGGUACCUAGCCCGGAAGAACAAGCCGGCCACCAAGUAG